AAUCUGAAGAAGGAUCUGGAGCAUAAAGACCACUAUAAGGAGGCCAGAGGGCUGGUGGACUCACCUCCUCUUGCUCCUUGUGUCCUGCCAGCCCAUCUGCGGGGUCCCCACACCCUGGUCUCCCCAGGGACAUCCAAACUGAGGAUUCUGCAGGUCUGCGCCACUGCUGGGCACAGCGGGGCUAUGGAGACCUGUCUUCUGCAGCUGCUUCUGCUGGGGGCGGCUGCCUUGGCUGCAUCUGCUCUGGAGACCGCCGACCUGGCGGCCCGGUGCGGGCGGACGUGGCAGGGGGCCGGGCUGCUGCUGCGCUCGCACGCCGCCUCGCGCACCUCCUACUUCGUGGCCCGGGACGCCGACUGCGCGCUCUGGAUGCGGGCGGCGGCCGCCGGCGACAGGAUCCGCUUCCAGUUCCGCUUCUUCCUGGUGUACAGCUUGGCCGCGGCGGCCCCGGGGUCCCCGGCGCCCCCCGCCGCCGCCUCCUCCGCCGCCGCCGCCUCCUCCGCCUCCGCCUCCUCCGCCUCCGCCGACCCCUGCGCCCCCGGCUCGUACGUGCAGUUCUACGAGGGCCCGCCGGGGGCGCCGCGGCCCCUGGGCGCCCGGGUGUGCGGCCGCAGCAUCCCCGCCGCCGUCGCGUCCUCCGGGCCCGUCCUGGGCCUCCGCCUGCGCACCCGGGGCCGCCAGCCCCGCGUGGCCUUCGUGGGCGAGGCCACCUCCUUCCGGCUGGGAUCCUGUGGUGCCUACUUCCGCUGUCAGAACGGCAGGUGCAUCCCCCCGAGCCUGGUGUGCGAUCGCUGGGGCGUGGACAACUGUGGCGACGGUAGUGACCAGGCUUCCUGGCCACCAGCCAACUGCAGAGGUCCCUCGCUGGCGCCCAGCCAGGCAGGGAGAACAGACGGCCCUCCGCCCAGGCCCCUGACGCUCUCCCCGGCUCUCGGGUCUGCAGGUCCCCUCCAGGUGGCCGCCGGGAGGAGCCCCCUCGCAGGCCGGGCCCCCGAACAGCAGGAUGCCGCAGCCCCUCCAGGAGGUAGGUGUCUCUUGCUUCCCACCUGCUCCCACUCCUCCCACCAGGCAGACGCUCAACCGCUGAGCCACCCAGGCACCCCUCUCCCUUUCCUUCUGCAGGUCCCAGGCUCCGGGCCCCGGCGCUGGUCUCCUCGCUGGUCCUGGCCUCUGCGGGCCUCCUCCUGGGCCUCCUCUGGUGCUGCUGUGCCUCCAGCCGGCUGGCCCGGCAGGCUGGUGCCCGUGGCCUCUGCCCCCGCUGCAGCAUCUGUCCGUGUCCUGGCCAGGUGGCUCCUGGGGGGCUGCAGCCCAGUGGCCCGGCCUUCCAGGGCCAGGGAGGACGUCCCUAGAGGCUGUGGCUUCAGAAAAAGACUGGGCUCUGGGGUCAGAUGGACAUAGGGUUGUGCCUCAGCCCCAGGAGGGCCGUCUGACCUUGGACAGGUCACGUAACCCUCAGACUCGGUCUACUCCUCUGGAAAAUGGGAAGAUUCCUGCCUCCUGGUUGUUGUGAAAUACACGGGAGCUAACCGGCCUUGUAGCCCUGCUGGAUCCAUCAAGGGUGGGGAGCAGGGGCCUUGCUUGGCUCCCAGAGCUCACCU
Messenger RNA from Nyctereutes procyonoides (raccoon dog), 1598 nucleotides. RefSeq names its product low density lipoprotein receptor class A domain containing 2 (gene LDLRAD2). The transcript has 4 exons. Gene Ontology annotation, molecular function: protein binding. The coding region runs from base 184 to 1398 and encodes 404 amino acids. The record is from RefSeq and is a predicted model, not a curated record. NCBI's taxonomy places the organism in Eukaryota, Metazoa, Chordata, Mammalia, Carnivora, Canidae.